CUGAGAUUCGCCAUGAAUGGUUACGGAAAACUAUUGUCGUUCAUAUCAUUCUUCACUCAUGCGUUAUACGUAUCUUGUCUUGUGUGCUACUUAGGAGAUGAAGAGAAUUUGCGUCGAUCAGAAGUGAAUGCAGGAAGGAGUUUUUGCUCUUUCCAAGUGAGUAAUCCUUGCGAAUUUGGUAUACCACAUACCUACCACGCGUUUGGAGUUGAUCAUCAGUGGCUCAAGCAAUGCUUUUUUAAUGAUAACACAAUUACUUGUUCAUGUGAUACCGAUGAGUGUAACAGAGAUAUGAACGUUAUAAAGAAGCGCUGGGAGGAUACAAUAGGCAUUGAUCCGACAAUUAAGAAGUGCGUUGCAGAGCAUUUGCAAGAAAUUGAGGAGGAAAUAAGAGAGAACGAUGCAACUACCGCUGUGCCGAAUCAAGCCGAACAAUCUAAUGCUGCACAAAAAGACAAAGGUCAAGCAACCGGCAACAAAAAGGCAAAAAAUGGCAGCAGAUCAAUGAGUGAUUUCAUCAUCUUCUUGAUCUUGGUGGUAAUAGCACUGAUCCUCCUCAUUGCGAUAAUUCCUGCUCUCCUUUACUGCAUGGUGUUGAAAAAUAGACGCAGCGAGAGAAAGAAGGAGAUGCUAGAGCAGCAAUCUUGCUGGGAAUUUGACUAUGGUGAGGCAAUUUGA
Molecule: messenger RNA, 678 nt
Organism: Cylicocyclus nassatus
Lineage: Eukaryota; Metazoa; Nematoda; Chromadorea; Rhabditida; Strongylidae
Source: the annotation of a GenBank genome assembly